Molecule: messenger RNA, 2522 nt
Organism: Scatophagus argus
Lineage: Eukaryota; Metazoa; Chordata; Actinopteri; Scatophagidae
Product: 7-alpha-hydroxycholest-4-en-3-one 12-alpha-hydroxylase-like
Exons: 1
Coding region: 45-1580 (511 amino acids)
Molecular function (GO): sterol 12-alpha-hydroxylase activity; heme binding; iron ion binding
Source: RefSeq, a predicted model, not a curated record
AAACUGAACUCCAGUUCACUGCGUGGCUGUCAGAGGAGUCAGUUAUGGGGCUGCUGCUGCCGAUCCUUCUUGGCUUGCUAGCCGCUCUGAUUGGCGGGUUGUACCUACUCGGGGUGUUUCGACAGCAGCGACCGGGCGAACCCCCUUUAGAUAGGGGGCUUUUACCUUGGCUGGGUCAUGUCUUAGAGUUUCGCAGGGACACGUUAAAGUUCCUGGAGAGGAUGAAGAAAAAGCAUGGCAAUGUGUUUACAAUUCAGCUGGCAGGAUUUUAUGUCACAUUCCUUCAGGACCCUCUGUCAUUUGGGACAUUUGUUAAGGAGAGUCGAGAAAAACUGGACUUCAACAAGUUUGCACAACAGCUGGUGCACAGAGUGUUUGGUUACAAAGCUAUCACAGCUGACCACAACAUUCUCACGAUAUCCAGCAACAAGCACCUGAAAGGGGAUGGCCUGGAGGUCAUGACUCAAGCCAUGAUGAGUAAUUUGCAGAACUUGAUGUUGUACAACAUCGGAUCGGCUGCAGACCAAGGCACCUGGACAGAAGACACAUUGUUUGCAUACAGCUACAACAUUGUUUUUAGGGCCGGCUACUUGUCCCUGUAUGGCAAUGAGCCUUUCAAUUCUGAAGGAAGUGAGGAAAAAGCCAAAGAGAAAGACAGAGCUGAAUCUGAUGCCUUAUUUUAUGAGUUUCGUAAAUAUGACCAACUCUUCCCCAACCUAGCUUAUGGGGUCCUGCCACCAAGAAAAAGGCUGGAAGCAGAGAGGCUGAUGGGAUUCUUCUGGGAUGCUCUGUCAGUAAAGAAGAUGAAGGCCAGGGACAACAUCAGUCGCUGGAUUUGGGAUGUACAGCAGGCCAAAGAGGAAGCUGGUGUGAAAGAGUCAAUGAUAAAUAGAUACAUGUUUGUGCUUCUUUGGGCCUCACAGGGCAACACAGGACCCUCGGCAUUCUGGUUGCUCCUCUUCCUCAUGAAACACCCAGAGGCCAUGACGGCAGUGAAGGAAGAGGUAGAUAAGGUUGUGAGGGAGUCUGGUCAGAAAGUCCAACGUGGAGGCCCUUUAAUCAACCUUACCCGUGAAAUGCUGAUGAAGACACCAGUCCUGGACAGUGCUGUAGAAGAAAUCCUCCGACUCACUGCUGCACCCCUCCUCACCAGAGCAGUGCUCCAGGAUAUGACCCUCAAGAUGGCUGAUGGGCGUGAGUACUUAAUUCGCCAGGGUGACAGAAUGGCAAUGUUUCCUUAUAGUGCUGUUCAGAUUGACCCAGAGAUCCAUCCUGAUCCACACUCAUUCAAAUAUGACCGCUUUCUGAAUCCGGACGGGACCAAGAAAACAGACUUUUACAAAGAAGGGAAGAAGGUGAAGUAUUACAACAUGCCCUGGGGUGCUGGGGUCUCCAUGUGCCCUGGUCGUUUCUUUGCCACCAAUGAGCUUAAACAGUUUGCUUUCCUCAUGUUGCUCUAUUUUGAGUUUGAGCUGAAGAAUCCUGAUGAGAAGAUACCUGAGAUUGACUUCAGGCGGUGGGGCUUUGGAACAAUGCAACCCAACAGAGACGUUCAGUUUCGAUACAGACUCAGAUAUUAAUAAAGUCAGUCACUUUUAUUUCUCUGAUAAAAGCUUUCAUUUCCAUUUUGAUCACAUAAGUUUUUGACAGUUAUGUUUCUACAGGUAGCUGCAACUAAGGCAUGGGGCAUUGGUACUGCUUAUAAUCCUCAGGAUAUUUUGUUCUGUUGUUCACAGUGAUUUACAUUGAUUUAUUUUGUCCACAUCUGUUAAUAUAAUGAGCAAAUCUCUAAAUGUUUUUGAAGUAGAAAAGGUAAAGACACCAUUGCUUUGUUAAUAAUUUGCAUGGAUCUCUGUGGUAUUAGUGUAUCCUUAUUUAAUAAUUAAACAAAUAUAUCUCUGUUUGUGUAACCUUUAAUAUCACAGAGGGCAGGUUUUACUAUUAAAAGCUUCCGUCUUAUGUAUGUGCGAUACUUAACCUUACACAAUCAAACCAGCAUUCUCUGUUUUGUGCAUAGACGGAAUGUCAAUAAACUGGUUUCAAGAUAAAGGACAAGUUUUAUUGAAGUAAUCUUUCCUGAAACUGUGCCUGUCACCAUAAUGUAUUGUGUCACCAGCAUGUAUUUAGAGCUUCUUAAUAUGGUUACACGAACAAUGAUCGUUGCAACCUGUAAUAAAAUUUUAUUGGACCAAAAUCUAAAUCAUUUAUUAUGCCAGGCUCCGUUGCUUUAAUGAGGCUUGAGUAAAAACAAAGUUCAUUUGUCUUGAGUUCAGCAGCACAUGACUGCUUUAGUAACUGAAAGCUUACUCAGCAACUACAAGAAAUUAACCAUUGUAAUCAAACAUUCAUUUUGUAGACCCAUGUAAGAUUAAUUAUACUGUUUUAACCUAUAAAUGCAGUUAUAUGCCUUAGAAUGUGUAAAAAUAUGUAACACCAUUUCUGAAACAGUAUAUGCAUUUUGUAUCAAGGCUUUCAAGCCUUACAUUUAUCCUCUUGAUUAAAAACUAAAGCUGGUUAUCAUC